GGGGGCAGUAAAGAGCCGCCGGUCCGGAGAUCUGACGGUAAGUGGAAGUAGAAGAAGAAGAAGCAUCAUUCUCCCCACGAGGACCAACAUGUCUCCGCCAGGAGGGAAAAUAAACCGGCCGAAAACAGAACUCGGCAGGAAUCUGAACAAGCGGCGGCGAGUUCUGAGCAGAGAGAAGAGGAAGAGACGUCUGAUAGUCGGAGCCGUGGUCGACGAGGGACUCAUCACCAUCCAUCACCUGAAGAAGAGAAAGUCGAGCGCGCGGGCGAAUAUCACGCUCUCCGGGAAGAAGAAGAGGAAGCUGAUCAAACAGCUGCAGCACAUGCAGCAGGAGAAGGCCAGCAUGGAAGUGGCAGCGGCAGCAGUGGCAGCGAAGAAACCGGAGUCCUCAUCAGCUCCAACCAAGAAGAAGAAUAAGAAGAAGAAGAAGGGAGCAGCCGGGUCACAUGAUGACGUAGAGAUGGCCGACGCCGAAUGAAGAGAGGACCGAUCGUGGCUCGUUUCUCAGACGUGUAGAGCAGCGUCCCGUCUUCACCUGAACGGAGAGACGGGUCGCGGUCCGUCUCGGAACUGAACUCUGAAACAGCAUGCGAGGAGAAUGGGCCAUGACGUCGUUGAAUGUCGCGAAAACGACAUAACUUGUGAUCAAGGAGCGUAACUUUGGGUUAAACAUUUUGGGGGGUAAGGGGGAGGGGGGGGUUGAGAUCUCCACCCAUGUAGCGAAAACGUUUGUUUCAACGUUCGUGGGGAUAAAAAAAGAAAUGUUGAGCAUCAAAUGCUUCAUUUUCUGCAUUCUGGUGAAUUUUUUUUGCAACAAUUUAUUAUUAUUGAAUGAAUCUGCUGUAUUGGGUUAAACGUUGUGCAGAUUCAAAACAUUAAUCGUGUUUCAGGAUGUUUUGUAGGAAUUAUGCACAUCUUAACAACAAACAUUUGCUCGCCACAGCAUUUAAACUCACUGGGUCUUAUCUCGCACCUGGCACAACCGAGUCUCUGCUAGUUUAAGACCAGUUGUCAGUUUCCCGUCCAGCGCCCACAUUGUUUAAAUAGCACAUGCACCUGCACCCAUCUGUGGUCUUACAGGGAGGUGUGUUCAGGUGUGUUCAGGUGCA
Perca fluviatilis (European perch) is the source of this 1109-nucleotide messenger RNA. RefSeq names its product chromosome 23 C11orf98 homolog (gene c23h11orf98). The transcript has 4 exons. NCBI's taxonomy places the organism in Eukaryota, Metazoa, Chordata, Actinopteri, Perciformes, Percidae. The coding region runs from base 89 to 478 and encodes 129 amino acids. The record is from RefSeq and is a predicted model, not a curated record.